GACCUCCAGUAAAGAGGCUAGCCAUAGUUUGUUUUCUUUGGUGUCGUCCGCAUUGGCUGAACAGACCGUCGAUCAGGCCGCUAUACUCAUUGUCCGUCCUGAAUAAGGCAUCCUACAUCUGAAAAUUUCUGACGACAACAGUUAACCUAUUGACCUAAAGGAAAACGCAUGACUAAAUCCUGGCUAAAUGUUCAAGUGGGAUCAACAUUGUAAGUGAAUAUUGACAUUUUUGAGAGUUGGGACUUAUACUUUAAACUUUUAUGCAAGUUUACGAAGAUGACUAGAUUAACCCCAUUCUCAAUGAAAGAUGAAUUCAAGUCAAAGUGUUGGGCUCCAUUGGAGCAAGAGAGUACUGAGAACAUGGAUGCGUGUGACGCUGAGAUGACACCCAGAGAAGAGGAUGAGAAAACCAUCAUGGAGAAUUUUAGGAAAGAUAUGAAAGAAAGCAAUGUAAAUGUUGAUUUGAUCAUGUCUAAAUACCGUUUUGAGUAUGAGGUCAGCAGAAGCCAGGAAGACAUUCUUUUUAAGAAAUUAGAGUCUGCAGUGGCUUUGAAGAAAGAAACAAAUCGGAGUACUCCAGAGAAGAUUGGAGAUCAAAAAGCCUCAUUGAAAAGCCUAACAUCAUCUAAGAGGAGCUCAGGGAAAUCACAACAUGAGAAAAGAUGUACCACAAGCAUUAAACAACACUCGAAACGCCUCGUGCAAACUCCAACAUACAAUAAGAGUCAGAUUCACCACAGAGAGCACAAAAUAAAACGAACCUCCACCAACAGACAGAAAAUCCGAAUUCCUGAAAAUGUUAUGUUUAAAAACACGUGUCUGCAAUCAAGAAAUCCGUCCUUUUGUCGGAAACCAAUUCUUAAAAAGAGAGACAACUGGCUUCAUAAAAUCUUCCUGUUCUUGAUCCUGCUACAAGUGACGGCAGCACAGGAAAAAUCUGUUGCCUCCUCUGACCAUGACGAGUUCAGCACUCUGAGGUUAAACAUAACAUCCCCAGGGACCUUAGUAAUCACCUGGGGUAGUAAGGAUAUACACGUGCAUCACACCCCAGAGUCAAUCAGUGAACGUACUCCAAACGCUGAAGCCGGCCGGCAGGAACAAGACACUGCAGACUUCGAGAAGCUGGACAUGAUGUUGCUGUUUGGACUCUUUGUUGUGUACAAUGUGACCCUGUACAGUAGACAGCUCUGUAGAGUCACGGUCAAGCAUAAAGACCAACUGCUGUUCAGCAUAGUGGUAACAAAGGAUACGACGGUCGGCAGUAUAUUCAGAAGAGUGCAGACAUCCCAGGUGUCUCCAGGCAGUAGAGCACUGGAAGGGUAUUUCAGAAGCAGGAGUUGUCCUUUUCUGAAUCCAAAAAAAGUUAUUCAUGACAUACUGGAGCCAAUGGACGGCAUUGAUAUAUGCCUUGUUUUCAUCGAAGCCACAUAGAAAAGAAAACAGAAACUUUUUUAUUCAUACUCUUACGUAACAGUUUAUGAUGUUCUGAUUUGUCUAUCUGCUUAUCAACAAGUAAUAAAUCAUUAUGAAACCAUAAAA
Messenger RNA from Ostrea edulis (European flat oyster), 1539 nucleotides. RefSeq lists its product as uncharacterized. Bases 277 to 1431 code for a protein of 384 amino acids. The transcript is spliced from 6 exons. Lineage: Eukaryota; Metazoa; Mollusca; Bivalvia; Ostreida; Ostreidae. The record is from RefSeq and is a predicted model, not a curated record.